AUGAAAACGGUUCCAUCGCUCUGUGCCACUGCCACUGUCGUUGGUGCAUCCGCCGUUGGUCUCUCGUUUGGACGGGAGACGCCGAGCAACUCCUCCCCAUCCGCCCACCCCAACCCCAACACCAACACCAAAGAGGCCGCGCCAGCACGCCCUUUGCCCGCCAAUUUCAUGCCUGUUGCCAUGCCCACCACUGCGCCGUCUUUUGGCGGCCCUGUACCUGUCGCGCCUUCUUCACAUGUCCCGCUUGCGACUCGACCCAGCCAAAAUGCGCUCCCUCAGCGACGCAUGGUGAGGCGGAUGACGAGCGACGACGUGCCCGCGCUGCCAUUGUCCGGCGGUGUGAGCAACUAUGCGCCCAGCGACCUGUCUAUUUCCGAGGCCGACACCCCACGAUACCCCCCAACGCGACGGGGCUCUUGGCUUAAGCGCCUCUCUUCCAUUUCCAUUUCCUCCAGCAGAACCCCCAGUCCAGCGCCUCUCUCGCCCGCAGUCUCGUGUCCCCAUGGUGCCAUGGCCUUCUCCCACGACGGCUCAGCAGCCUCCAUUUUCGGCCGCCGCUCGACCUCGCCAUCGUUGCGAAAUAGGCUGGUCAAGCGCUCGUCAUCAAUACGCAGAGCCGACCAACUACCAGCCCAAGGCACUGCCACUCUACGCCCUUCCUUUCGCCGCCCGGCGACAAGUCACCAGCGCACCGCAGCGCUAUAUGCCAGCCACAGUCUCAACAACAACAACGAAGCGCAACCACAUAGUAAUCCAGCCGAAGACUUGGCGACUAAUAGGGACUUUCUGCAUUCGGCGGAUAUGGACAGCCAGUUUGAGUAUGCGCAGUAUUUCACCGCAAAGGUGACCAAAGAGCGGACAGUGUCCAAGAAGAGAGGGUCGACGUCGUUAAGAGGCAGUUACAAGAGAGUUGUUCCAGACGAAAAGCACUUGCCUACGCUCGUGCUUGCGAGGUCGGUGGCAGCAGCCACGCCCGAACUCGACGAUUCUACCAGCGACGAGGGCGACAGCGUCUUCUCGGUGAGCCGGCCAGGGACGCCGUUUAGCAUAGCCGCGUUUGCUACCAAAGAAAGCACGCAUACCGGCAGCCGACCGUCGAUAGACGACCCCGAGGAUGCAUUACGGACCAAGCGCUCCUCCUUCACUGACUUUCUUUCCUUCUCCAAGAAGCAGCUGGCCGCAGCCGGAGCAUCAGGCACCACGAUCCUGCGCCGGGCCAGCCAGCGGGUCAACUCGGCACCUCUUGUCCCCACCAUGCAGACCCGACCCCAUAGCACAUCGUAUGGAGAGUCGCACCGCCAUGUCGUUGAGCCGGCAUUGGCUGCUGCUAGGCGCGCCAUCGCGACGUCUGCCGGAACCACCGAGGCGGGGUCAGCGGGCAGCGGGUUCGAGGGCGGCGCAUCAUCAACGCCCUUGCCCACGCUCGCGGCUCGUCGUGCCAGUGCUGGCAUGGUUCCUGUCCUGGGCUUGGCGUCAAUGCCUCAGCAGCUCGAGGGUCCCUCAGCCGCACUGGGCGCCAAUCAGGCGCCACCAUCCCCUACUCUAGCGCAAUCGGGCGUUCGGGUCUCGCGUCACUCCAUGGCCCCCUCAGAACAAGCCUCGACAUUGGUCGGCUCGUCUGAUAAUGAACUUCGCGCCUUGGGGUUCGGCGACGACGACAACACUGACGUCCAGAGCGAGACGUGUUUUGAUUCGCUGCGCACUGGCGCAACCAGAAGUACAUCGGGCGGCGCCCGGGGCCCUCGUAUAGAGACGAUUUUCGACGAGUCACCCCCCUCCAAGAUCAAGGUCACGGCCCUGCGCGAUCUGCUCCCACCAGGUGCUCUUGGGGAUCACGCCGUUGGUAGUGUCGCCGGCCACCAGAGUAUCGCUGAGGAAGAAGAAAACAUCACAACACCGGUGCGGAUGCGCCACGACUGCCCUCUGCACGACUCGCCCAGCUGCGCCCGGGCACGAAGCGCUCCGCUCUUCCCCAACACUGUCUCGGCAUCGCCCCCGAGUAUGCCCAAGCCGCUUUCGCUUGGGACCUUGGAGUGGGAUUCAAGACCGGAGAACGACGACGACGACAGCAGUAGGUGGUCACUAGAGGAGACAGAUGCUGAAGACCCGUGGGUUGAUGCUCCCACAGUCCAUCACCGACCGACAGCAACACUGUCGCCGUUCCCCCAGAGCGCGCGCCGUGUCGCAUCAGGCCCAACAUCCAAACCCACUACGCCUCAUCACCUCACCACAGAGUUUGGUGACAGAGACACCCGCAGCAGCAUCUUCGACUGGUCUGAGCAACAACUCGCAGACAAGAACUCGGGCAACUGCACGCCGCCACGACCUCGGACAGUGCACGGCAAGAAAGAUGCUGACCGCAGAGGCAGCCGUUCUGUUGGCCGCCGCAUACCCAGCGGGUUACACGCUCGCAGCCAGAGUGUGCCUGUGGUUCCCGAUUUGACUGGCAAGCGUAACACCGUCGUGACAAACAAGUUUGGCACCUGGGGCGUUGGCAGCAAAGGUGUCACCGAAGACUGGAACGAUGACUUUGACUUUACUGAGCUCAACGGCGACCCUAUUGAAGAAGGUGAUGCUUCCCCUCGGGUAGACAGUGGCACGUCGAUGGUGGUACCAAAGAGCAUACAAGAGCAGCAGAACAACGUCCUGGCCAACAUUGGUCUGCUUCGUGAGUGGGGCCUACUAAUCGAAGAGCUCAAAGAGCACCGCACACGCGCUCAGGCUCUUGGUAUAGUGGACGGUCCGCAUGCUAGUACAUGGGAAGAGGUGGACGCCAUGAUAGACCUUGCCGAUCAGGAGGCUGGCCACCAGGAUGUCGCUCCCGCCUCACCCCCCUCAACACCUGGCUUCGAUGAUGACAGUUUUGAGGAGCCUCCUGCGAGCCCUAGCCUUGGUAGAGGAAGGGGACAAUCAGAAAACCCAGACCAGGAUAUCAUGAAGAGUCGGAUACCAUCACCGCGCUCCCGCAAGUCUAUUCUUCCACCAAACGACGACAUUUUUGCCCCGCAACCCUCCCCGAGACUAUCCCAAUCCAUAUCUGACACUGACCAUGAAAUUCGCGAGGCCAAACCGGCUGCCACGCGACCCCGCAAAGACUCGGAAGCCAAAGCGCGUUCCGUGAUUGAGGCACUCCAAAAGAGGAGGAGCGUAUACGAACCAAUAUUGGAUACACCACCCACGCCUUCUUCGAAGAAGGUUCCGUUUGACACUGCGACUCUACGAAGAAUUGUGCCAUACGUCAGUUCACUGACGCACAAAGUAAAAGACAUGAUUAGGGAUGCGGAAGGCUUGUACUCAAGUCCGCUCGCAAGCCCGAUGCAAGAGCAGCCACAACGCGACGACAUUUUUCAACCAGACGCGGAUCUGGUGGCUCAAAUGAAACUCAUGACGGUCAUGUGA
Bipolaris oryzae ATCC 44560 is the source of this 3399-nucleotide messenger RNA. RefSeq lists its product as uncharacterized. The transcript is spliced from 2 exons. The record is from RefSeq and is a predicted model, not a curated record. Bases 1 to 3399 code for a protein of 1132 amino acids. NCBI's taxonomy places the organism in Eukaryota, Fungi, Ascomycota, Dothideomycetes, Pleosporales, Pleosporaceae.